Vigna angularis (adzuki bean) is the source of this 1254-nucleotide messenger RNA. Its product is annotated as receptor-like protein EIX1. Gene Ontology annotation, molecular function: protein binding. NCBI's taxonomy places the organism in Eukaryota, Viridiplantae, Streptophyta, Magnoliopsida, Fabales, Fabaceae. The record is from RefSeq and is a predicted model, not a curated record. Bases 1 to 1254 code for a protein of 417 amino acids. The transcript has 3 exons.
AUGACUACUUGUUUUCCUAAACUCUGUUGUGUACUUCUCCUCCUCUUGCUGCCUGCUGCAGAAUCCAUUCUCGGAUUCAACAAUACCGCAGAAAUAAAGUGCAUUGAGAGCGAGAGACAGGCACUCCUCAACUUCAAACAUGACCUCGUAGAUGCUCAUUACAUGCUGUCUACAUGGAGGGAUGAUGAGAAGAGUAAAGAUUGUUGCAAAUGGAAAGGCAUUCAAUGUGACCAUCAAACAGGUCGUGUUGGGAAUCUUCCUUACUUGCAAACUCUUAGACUUCCUGGUGAUUUUGAUGUCAAACCUAAGGAUGCACACUGGCUGUCUAAUCUCUCUUCCCUAACACAUCUUGCCAUCGAUGGUUUACAUAACCCUGACUGGUUGCAUAUGAUUCAUUAUCCAAAGCUAGGAGAGUUGAGACUAGUUGAUUGUUCUGUUUCAGAUACCCAUAUUCAAUCUCUGUUUUAUUCACGUUCCAACUUUUCCAAUUCUCUUACCAUCCUUGACCUUUCUUCUAAUAUGCUCACAUCCUCAACAUUUCAAUUAUUGUCUAACUUUCCUUCUCUUGUGAUCCUUGAUCUUUCCUAUAAUAAGAUGACAUCAUCGGUCUUUCAGGGUAUUUUCAACUUCAGUUCAAAACUUCAAAAUCUUUAUUUGCGAAACUGUAGUCUUAGAGAUGAUAGUUUUCUCAUGUCAGCUAUUUCAAUUACGAAUUCUUCGUCUUGUCUUGUCUCGCUUGAUCUCUCCUUUAAUCUAUUGAAAUCAUCAUCCAUAUUUUACUGGCUCUUCAACUCCACCACCAAUCUUCGUACACUUGAACUUCAUCAUAACAUGUUGGAAGGUCCCAUUCCAAAUGGAUUUGGGAAAAGUUUGUCUUUAUCUGAUAACCAGAUUACCGGCAUUCUACCUAUGAGCAUUGGAUCACUAUCUGAAUUGGAGGGCUUGUACUUGGAUGGAAAUUGCUUGGAGGGUGAUGUCACUGAAUCCCAUCUUUCAAAAUUUUCCAAAUUAAGGUUCUUAUCUUUGUCAGAUAACUCCUUAUCUCUAAAAAUAGUCCCUAACUGGGUUCCUCCUUUUCAAAUAAUAAUCUUGGAACUAAGAUCUUGCAAGUUGGGUCCUAGCUUUCCUAGUUGGCUCCAGACUCAACGCUCUUUACUUCAUCUGGAUAUUUCAGAGAAUAGGCUUAAUGGUUCAGUACCAAAAUGGUUUUGGAACAACUUGCGUGAUGUGAGAUAUUUGUAUGUCUCAGAAUAA